Messenger RNA from Cherax quadricarinatus, 1221 nucleotides. NCBI's taxonomy places the organism in Eukaryota, Metazoa, Arthropoda, Malacostraca, Decapoda, Parastacidae. The record is from RefSeq and is a predicted model, not a curated record.
UUUUAUUUCAUCUUAUAAGGUAAAUGGUUGCUGCAUCCUGACUAUGUCACAGAAAGUGCCAGACAAGGCCACUGGCUCAGAGAAACAGAUUACGAACUCUCAAACUACGAUGAAGUGGCAAAAUAUUUCCGUCGGUUGAGAGAGAGAACUGGAAGAUUAAUCUAUGCUGGGUGGACCAUGUACAUAAGUCUGGAAAAUAAGAAGAUGACUAAAUUCUUUGAGAAGGUUGUAGCAGCUGGAGGUGCCAAAGUGGCAUCUUUGUCAGAGAUUUCAAAAGUGAAUCUGGUAAUCAGUGAUGCUGUGAUGGUAAGCAGUGCCAGGGUGUUGGUAGGAUGCUUCACUCCAGUUGUCAGCACCAGCUACGUCAAGGAUACUCUCAUACUGAAAGCCGACCCAUUAGACCUUCGACGUCAUGUACUUGAUUGCUCAGGGAACACCUUCAUCUCCAGGAAGUAUUAUGUUGAACAUCUGCACCAGAGUGAAGCAGCCAUCUGUUGAUAGCAAGGGAGUAAAUGCUGGACCACCUCUGAUUAGAGAAAGUGACUCUCCUGUUUACCUGAAAUUAACAAAAUAUAAUUUAAAGAAAGGCAUGGCAUCUGUAAUUAAAACUGAAUGUCUCAAUGAUAUACCUGUAUAUUGUGCUAACGUCUCCCAGUGUGUGAUGAGCGAGUCUCAGGAUGUUGCAACACUCGAUGAUACUGAGUGCUUGGACAGUGAUCAAAUGAUAUAUCCUUCUAAUCAUAUCAACAGUUCUUCAGAAAUUAGAGAACUAACCAGUUAUGAGACUUCAUAUUAUGAGGCAUGUACAGACCAAAACACAAAUGAAAAAGAAUUUAUUGUGCAAGGUUUGGAGGCCUUGUACCUGAACAUAACACCCUAUACUUAUCUUCCUACUGAGCUCUUUGCUGAUCUUUUGAAGAAAUUCGUUUUUGAGGUAAGAUAUAUUUCUUGUAUAAAGUAUAAGUGCAGUAAUUCAUGUUGAUUUAUCCAAAUGUUGUAUAGGCCUUCCAUUUUCCUCUCACUUCUGACGUUCUUGCUUCAACUUCUCUCCUCCAUCAGUCCCACUUGAAUUCAGUUUGAUUCUUAUGUAUAAUUUCUUGACUGACACUGAUUUACUGCAUCAGCUGUGAGACCCAUGUGCUAUUUCAGUGUCCUCCUCUUCUCUACCUCCACCAUCUCUGCUGUCUAGUGUUGAAUGACUUAUGUGAAUUUGGAUAUUUU